CCUACUUUUCUCCACCAAGUUACCCGCUGCUGCGACACGCUCAAGGAACAUUCUCCAGCGAGCGCCGUGUACUCUCCGUGAUAAGUCGUGUCGAAGUCCGGUACACCACUGCAAUACUGUUUUCAUCACUGCCGAUCUGAUCCGUCCGCCGAAUUGGCUGUAUGUUGUGCUAGUACUACUUAGAUGGCCCUGUCCCAUGCACUCCCUUCAUGUCCAUCUCAUUCAGUCAUUCAAUUCCGCACCUGUAAUAUGUGGUUUGAUCACCCUUCACUUGUCUGGACUCCGUCUUAAUCCGAAAUAUGAGAUGCCGCAGUCUAUCGAUACGAUACAGCUCGUCCACUUGUUCUUAUGGGUAUGUUCAACACCUCUUCUCACGACGCGCGUUCGCAGGUUUGUCGCAUUCUGCACAUUUACCACGUUCACGUCUGCUCCUGGCGUUCUCUACCCUUUCUGUGGUGUCUUACCUUCAACUACCCUCACGGUGGCGUCCUCGUGACAGCUCCAAUUUUCACAUUUCCGAGACUUCUCAUGCACGCAGGACAGGCACUUGACGGUAAU
Molecule: messenger RNA, 558 nt
Organism: Pisolithus orientalis
Lineage: Eukaryota; Fungi; Basidiomycota; Agaricomycetes; Boletales; Pisolithaceae
Exons: 2
Coding region: 197-496 (99 amino acids)
Source: RefSeq, a predicted model, not a curated record